GGCCCUGACAAGCCCCGGUCUGGCCUGGGUCUCCGGAUCCCGAGGACUGCCCCCUUAGGCGCACCCCUCUCGGUUUCCACACCCCCCUCCCCACCACCAUUUGCAUCCUGCCGAAAGCCGAGCCCUUCCCACUCAUUUGCAUGUUUUAUAUGGCCUAAUGGUGGCGAUCAUGGCAAGUUAGAAGUUUUCUGACUCCUCUCGGAGGAGACUCCGGGACCCGGGGGAGUAACAGGUGUCUGGAGGCUGAAGGGUGGAGGGGUUCCAGGACUUGGGGGUUCGCUUGUGAAAAUCCCCUCCACCCUCCUCUCUCACACCCCCUCAUCCCCCACCCCUUUUUUUCCCACCCCCCUGGUCCUUGGAAAAUGGUGUCCAAGCUCACGUCGCUUCAGCAAGAACUCCUGAGCGCUCUGCUAAGCUCCGGGGUCACCAAGGAGGUCCUGGUCCAGGCCUUGGAAGAGAUGCUACCAUCCCCGAACUUUGGGGUGAAACUGGAGACUCUGCCCUUGUCCCCCGGGAGCGGGGUCGAUCCCGACACCAAGCCGGUCUUUCAUACUCUCACCAAUGGCCAUGCCAAAGGCCGCUUGUCCGGGGACGAGGGCUCCGAGGACGGGGACGACUAUGACACCCCUCCCAUCCUCAAGGAGCUACAGGCACUCAACACCGAGGAGGCGGCGGAGCAGCGGGCCGAGGUGGACCGGAUGCUCAGCGAGGACCCCUGGAGGGCUGCCAAAAUGAUCAAGGGCUACAUGCAGCAGCACAACAUCCCCCAGAGGGAAGUGGUGGAUGUCACAGGCUUGAACCAAUCACACCUCUCCCAGCAUCUCAACAAAGGCACCCCCAUGAAGACGCAGAAGCGCGCUGCCCUGUACACCUGGUACGUCAGGAAACAGCGGGAGAUCCUCCGACAGUUCAACCAAACAGUCCAGAGCUCUGGAAAUAUGACAGACAAAAGCAGUCAGGAUCAGCUGCUGUUUCUCUUUCCAGAGUUCAGUCAACAGAGCCAGGGGCCUGGGCAGUCCGAUGACCCUUGCUCUGAGCCCACCAACAAGAAGAUGCGUCGCAACCGCUUCAAAUGGGGGCCGGCAUCCCAGCAAAUCUUGUACCAGGCCUACGACCGGCAAAAGAACCCCAGCAAGGAAGAGAGGGAGGCCUUAGUGGAGGAGUGCAACAGGGCAGAAUGCUUACAGCGAGGUGUCUCCCCCUCCAAAGCCCACGGCCUGGGCUCCAACUUGGUCACGGAGGUCCGUGUCUACAAUUGGUUUGCAAACCGCCGGAAGGAGGAGGCCUUCAGGCAGAAACUGGCCAUGGACGCGUAUAGCUCCAACCAGACGCACAACCUGAACCCUCUGCUCCCCCACGGCUCCCCACACCACCAGCCCAGCACCUCCCCUCCAAACAAGCUGUCAGGUGUGCGCUACAGUCAGCAGGGAAACAAUGAGGUCACUUCCUCUUCAACAAUCAGUCACCAUGGCAACAGCGCCAUGGUGACCAGCCAGUCGGUUUUACAGCAAGUCUCCCCGGCCAGCCUGGACCCGAGCCACAGUCUCCUCUCACCUGAUGGUAAAAUGUUGUCAGUCUCAGGAGGAGGUUUGCCCCCAGUCAGCACCUUGACGAAUAUCCACAGCCUCUCCCACCACAAUCCCCAGCAAUCUCCAAACCUCAUCAUGACGCCCCUGUCUGGAGUCAUGGCCAUUGCACAAAGCCUCAACACCUCCCAAGCCCAGAGCGUCCCUGUCAUCAACAGUGUGGCCGGGAGCCUGGCGGCCCUGCAGCCCGUCCAGUUCUCUCAGCAGCUGCACAGCCCUCACCAGCAGCCCCUGAUGCAGCAGAGUCCCAGCAGCCACAUGGCCCAACAGCCCUUCAUGGCUGCAGUCACUCAGCUACAGAACUCCCACAUGUAUGCACACAAGCAGGAACCUCCCCAGUAUUCCCACACCUCCCGGUUUCCAUCUGCGAUGGUGGUCACAGAUACCAGCAGCAUCAGUACACUCACCAACAUGUCUUCCAGUAAACAGUGCCCACUGCAAGCCUGGUGAUGCCUACAAACCACUUACAUUGUGCGCAGCAAUAAGGACCCGAUUUUCCACACCAUCACUUUCUGGGCAGCUGUCACAGAAAAGCCCAGUGAUGUGACAAGCACCUGGGAGACGUCCCCGCUGACCCGACAUCCUGCUGACACCUCGGACAAUCUGCUCUCAGGAAGCGCAGCCUGAAGCCCAGCUUCUCUUCUCUGCAGUAUUGUCAUGAUGCCUCUCCCAAGAUGCCAAGUGCUCUUGUCUGUCCCGGAGGUAGGCGGCAUGAAAGGGCGCAACAGGAAGUGAGAAAGCGACAGAGUCUACGCUGUGAUCCUUCAUGAUCGAACAAACUGAUGUGAAAACUUGAAUCUGUUACUGAAACGGGGAAAAGGAGGAUGUGUGCUGUUGAACUGAGCCAGUCACUGUAAAUACCAACAAAUGCCCUCUCCCACCCCAUCCCGGAUGAUCGUGAGCUUUCUUUUAAAGAAGUAAAUUUGUCCAAUGGGUGUAAACUAUAAACUACUGUAAUUAAGUGCAAUUUCCCCUCCGCGUUCUCUCCCCCUGCCCUGUAUAUAAUAUCAAAGUGUCUAUUAGUCUUCUUUGUAAAGGUCAGAGUUGAAAUUUCAAAAGUGACUUCCCCCUGGAAAGACACCCAAAGUGGGAAGUGAGACCCUUCCCCACCUUCGGCCUGGACACACAAGGAUGGCAUACUUUGGACUGACUGCCAGCGUAACUCCAAUCCUCUGGUGUUGACACACCUCUGGAUGUCCGGAGGGGUAAAACAUAGUGUCAGUGUGAUGUCCUAGCUUCCUGCGGGCCCAGGGCUCAAUCAGUGCACCCUCAAGAAGCCCCAAGGCAGGGACACUGACUGGCUUACAGCCAUCUCAGGAAGCUUCCUAUUAAAACAGUUUAUUUUGUCACUG
This is a messenger RNA of Jaculus jaculus (lesser Egyptian jerboa), 2938 nucleotides long. It is a transcript of the gene Hnf1b, whose product is annotated as HNF1 homeobox B. Gene Ontology annotation, cellular component: nucleus. The transcript has 9 exons. Gene Ontology annotation, molecular function: RNA polymerase II cis-regulatory region sequence-specific DNA binding; DNA-binding transcription factor activity, RNA polymerase II-specific. The record is from RefSeq and is a predicted model, not a curated record. Lineage: Eukaryota; Metazoa; Chordata; Mammalia; Rodentia; Dipodidae. The coding region runs from base 363 to 2036 and encodes 557 amino acids. Gene Ontology annotation, biological process: insulin secretion; regulation of transcription by RNA polymerase II; liver development.